This is a messenger RNA of Botrytis deweyae, 6432 nucleotides long. RefSeq lists its product as uncharacterized. The record is from RefSeq and is a predicted model, not a curated record. Bases 1 to 6432 code for a protein of 2143 amino acids. Gene Ontology annotation, biological process: intracellular signal transduction; cAMP biosynthetic process. Gene Ontology annotation, molecular function: protein binding; adenylate cyclase activity; magnesium ion binding. The transcript is spliced from 4 exons. NCBI's taxonomy places the organism in Eukaryota, Fungi, Ascomycota, Leotiomycetes, Helotiales, Sclerotiniaceae.
AUGACCAGAAAAGAUGGUUCAUAUCGUAAUAGCUCUGCUACGAGCUCGAGCACUGGAAGUUGGAAAUCUACUGAUACGAUAAAAGGCCCGGGCUACUUCCAGGGUUCAUCAAUGAAGAGAGGAGCUCCAAUGCAGGUGAAGACGGAUAGAUCAAGUAGGGUAGAAAUUGAUGCUCAAGUUUCGCCGACGUCUGCCGGACCUCGAAAUACAAUAUCUCCAUCUUCAUCUAUUUCUCCUAAUGUAUCCCCACGGGAGCAAAGAAUGGCCGACUUCGGCAAUUAUCGACGUGAUCUCGCAGUCCUCGAAACCUCUGGUGGGCGCAUUCCUCAAAUUCAUCAUAAUCCACCAACAGCGAUAGCUUCUUCAAAUCAAAUUGCCCCUUGGAUGUCUAAUGGCGGCAGCGCAACCGGUUCACCAAAUGGCUUCACUAGUUUCUAUAAUGAUUCUAGCGAUGCAUUGUCGCAAGCUUCACAGUUGUCGCCGGUUGCAAGGCCUGGGACUGCAGUAACGGGAAAUACAAAUGCGAGCGAUUCACCUGCAGAUGCAUUGUUUGGCGACGGCGACGAGAGAAGACCAUCUGUUGCGAGCAUAACGACAGCAAGCAGCACUGGAUCAAAAGGCAGUGUCAGUAGAGCGGUAGGUGGACUUCACAAAAAGUUAACAAGUUUCUUUGGCGAGGACCCUACAAGUUCCGACACGAGCCUUCCAUCGCAGCAAGGAAAGGAGGCACGAUCGCAUUCAUUUGCGCGGAGUCAUCGAGACAGAAAUCAUUCAUCUGCCACAGACCACGGACAUUAUAGAGAUGCAUCCCCAGCAGGUGGAUCCCGACCUAGAACACCCGUACCAUCUAGCGAAGUAGUUCCAUUUUUAUAUCAGAAUUCCCAGGACAUAUCUCUGUAUGGAGAAGCUCCUGUGCGAGAGAACCUUUCCGGCCCCGAUAGGGAACGCUACAUAAACGAUAGUUCGGAUAAGCCACCCAAAACCUCAUCGUCUUCUAAAUCUCAUCAUCUUCCUGGGCAUCAUCUACGUAAUCGAAGCAAUGAUGACACUAGAUCCUUGCGACCGACUGUAAGUAGAGAGGAAUCUGCAUUCGGUAAUCGCUUCAAGGACCGGAAUAAUCCCAUGGGCACAGCUUCGGCCAACGCUUCCAAUCCUAACCUUCAACGACCGAAGAGCCCAACACCGAGCGGCAUGAGUACAUGGAGUCAACCAACCAAGAACGGCAAUGGCGACGCUCCAUCUUCACCCAGAGACAACAAUAAUAGUACGAAAAGGAGUCUUCUAAAUCUGACCGGUAGAUUCAAGAGGCACAAGGACAAAGACCACACACCGUCUCGCUUGAAAGAAACACCAGCACCUAGUCGGGCACCGAUGAAUGGAACCUCGCGGCAAGAUGCAGGUAGGAUAUAUGAAUCGCCGGAUCUCGCAAAAUAUAGCCAAGAUGGAAGCAUCACUGGAUCAGAGCUCAACCUUACAACCCAGUAUAUGAAUGGCAGUGCUCGCCCACCGGCUGGACGACAAGGCACCUUUCCCAAGCUACCGUUUCGAAAAGGUCGGGGGCGCGCAGAGGAUACAGACCAAACAUACGAUACAUCAGAUCGUGGUGGGGAUAAUAUUCACCACCUUGAUACCAAUUUAUCGAAUAUGGAAGGCAUCUUAACAAAGCCGCCACCUCUAACUCCACUCGACAACAACAUUUUUAAUGGAAAUGGACACGAGGAUGAGGGUACGGCAGAUGCUGAAAGUGCAGGCGGCCUAGGGUGGAAUGCGCCAGACAGCUGGGCUGUCAAGAAAGUCGAUGAUGAAAAUAUGUCGCGACUUCCAGAGAUUGACGAAGCAGGUAUUCCUCAAAAGGCAGACGAAAAAGCGAGCCCUUAUUGCAUAAGAAUAUUCAAAGUAGACGGAACUUUCGCCACAUUGUCGACUGCGCUUAAUACUACUGUUACGGAACUGGUGGCUCAGCUCAACAAAAAGACUUACCAAGCUGACAAUCUGGAGAACUAUCAAAUUGUAAUGAGGAAACAUGAUUUGCAAAGAAUCCUUGCUCCUGGAGAACGGCCGCUCGUUAUACAAAGACGACUUUUAGAACAAGCGGGAUAUGAGCCUGGAGAUCGAAUCGAAGAUGUAGGAAGGGAGGAUAACAGUUACCUCUGUAGAUUCUCUUUCCUCCCGGCUAGGCAAGGAGGUUAUGCGUCAGUUUCCAACGACAAUGGGCUUGCCCCCAAAAGUCAGAAAUACAGCCAUGUCGACUUGUCAGGAAGGAACCUCAUUACUAUUCCGAUCGCAUUGUAUUCUAAGACUUCAGAAAUGAUAUCGCUCGAUCUAUCGCGAAACUUGUCACUGGAUGUGCCCAAAGACUUUAUUUCGUCGUGUGUCAACCUAAGAGACAUCAAAUUUCGCAGCAACGAAGCGUGGAAGCUUCCAGUCAGUCUUACUCGAGGCAGUCGAGUAACAAUGCUUGAUCUCACAAACAAUCGAAUCGAAAAUUUGGAUCACGCUGAGCUCUCGAGACUGCAAGGACUUGUUAGUUUAAAGUUCGCUAACAACCGACUGAAAAGCCUGCCUUCGUACUUUGGCAUUUACAGAUCGAUGAGGACUUUGAAUCUCUCAUCGAAUUUCUUAGAAGAAUUCCCAGAAUUUCUUUGUAAUAUGGUGAGCUUGACUGAUAUGGAUAUGAGUUUCAACGGAAUAUCGGAACUCCCAAUCGAGAUCGGCAAACUUACAGCUCUGGAACGAUUCGUUUUCACAAACAAUCGUCUGAAAGGUUCACUUCCCACAAGUUUUGGAAAACUUGUGAACCUUAAAGAAGUCGAUAUUCGAUACAACUUGCUUUCGAGCAUCGAUAUCGUUGCAACCCUUCCCAAAGUUGAACAAAUUUCCGCCGAUCACAAUUCAGUCUCCGUCUGCGAAUGUGAAUUCACUAAUAUCAGAAUCCUUCGAUUGAAUUCGAAUCCUGUAACAAAAUUCGAAAUCAAAAACUCCGUUCCCACCCUAACAACACUCAAUCUCUCGAACGCAAAGCUGGCACAAAUCCCCGAUGCUGCUUUCGACAAGAUGCCAAAUCUUAAUAAGCUCGUACUAGACAUAAAUCACUUUGUGUCUUUACCGGCACAGAUUGGCAAAUUGCGCAAAUUGGAGUAUUUCAGUAUUGCCCGAAAUUCGUUGAGUAGUCUUCCAGCGGAGCUUGGGUGCCUGACAGAACUUCGAUACCUUGAUAUAAGACAAAACAAUCUCAAGAAACUUCCCAUGGAGAUAUGGUGGGCAAACAAGUUAGAAUUCCUCAAUGUUUCUUCCAACGUUUUGGAGAACUUUCCAAAACCAGGUUCAAGACCUCCUCAACCACCUGGCGACGUUGGUUCUGCCAACAAUAAUCUUAACCCGAAUUCGCAAAACUCAAGCUUCGAAGAGCUCGGACCUUUGGACUUUGGACAUAGAAGGCCAAGUCAGGCGUCUAGUGGGCUUCUCAGCGUAGGUAGCUCACCAGUUCCUGAUGCCAGGAAAGGAUCAGUCGUAUCAGUUUACGGUAAAGGAGGACGCAAGACUUCAGUAGUGUCAAGAAGUACUUCUGCAAGUACAAUUAAUCACCCACCACCGGUAAACAUACGUAAGGAUUCAGGAUUGUCCGCAAAACUUGUUAAUACAUUCGCCGGAUCACUGAGAAAUCUUCACCUGGCUGAUAAUGGGCUUGACGAUGAUGUUUUCGAUGAGCUCACUCUUCUCAGCGAACUGCGGGUUCUAAACCUUUCUUACAACGAUCUCAAUGAUAUACCAUCGAGAUCCAUCAAGAGCUGGCCGCAAUUGGUUGAGCUUUACCUAUCUGGAAACGAGCUCACUUCACUCCCUUCAGAUGAUUUUGAAGAAUUCAGUCUCCUGCAAGUCUUGCACAUCAACGGCAACAAAUUCCAAACCCUACCUGCAGAACUUGGAAAGGCGCAUCGCUUGACCGUUUUAGAUUGUGGUAGUAAUUCGUUGAAGUACAAUGUCUCAAAUUGGCCCUACGAUUGGAACUGGAAUUGGAACACGAACUUGAAAUAUCUUAAUCUUUCCGGAAAUAAACGUCUAGAGAUUAAGCCCUCGCUGCCGGGAAGUGCGGGUGCUCGUGAUGGGCGUGAUCUUACGGAUUUCAGCGCAUUGCAAUCUCUGCGAAUAUUGGGCCUUAUGGAUGUAACUUUAACUAUCCCAUCUAUUCCCGAUCAGACCGAAGACCGAAGAGUUCGUACUUCAGGCUCUCUUGCAGGACAGCUGGCUUAUGGAAUGGCAGACAGUCUGGGUAACGAUUCGCACUUAUCUAUCAUCGAUAUGGUUGUGCCUCGCUUUAAUUCUACUGAGACAGAAACCCUUUUGGGAAUGUUUGAUGGUGCGAUAUCGUCGAAUAGAGGUUCGAGAAUUGCAAAAUACCUCCAUGAAAAUUUCGGUCACAUUUUUAGCGAUGAAUUGAAAAGACUGAACGCUCUCAAUAAUGAGACCCCCAAAGACGCGCUUAGACGGGCUUUCUUGUCACUCAACAAAGACUUAGCUACCGCUGCAGCUCAGAGUAACGAAGAGAGGGCAGUGCUUUCGCAAAGGGGAUCCACUACACCCGCAGUUCUCGCACAAGACGAUCUUACCUCUGGUGGUGUAGCUACUAUCAUGUUCUUGCAACAAUCCGAGCUUUACGUCGCCAAUGUUGGAGAUGCUCAAGCCAUGCUCAUUCAUGAAAAGGACGGUCAUCGAAUUCUAACCCGAAAGCAUGACCCUGCCGAGCCAAACGAAAGACAACGCAUCCGAGAUGCAGGUGGGUGGGUCUCCAAGCAAGGAAAGUUGAACGAUGUUCUCGAGGUCUCCCGUGCAUUCGGCUAUGUCCAUCUACUGCCAGCCGUUCAAGCUGCACCUCAUGUGACGCAUGUCACUAUCAAAGAGCAGGACGAGAUGGUGCUAAUUGCUUCAAGAGAGCUGUGGGAGUAUUUAUCCCCUGAACUUGUGGUUGAUAUCGCCCGGUAUGAAAAGCAUGACCUCAUGAGAGCUGCACAAAGACUUCGAGAUCUUGCCAUCGCCUUUGGCGCUUCUGGAAAGAUUAUGGUCAUGAUGAUGGGUGUCAGUGAUCUAAAGAAGCGUGCUCAAAUUCGACCGCACCGGGUUCAAAGUCUAUCUUUUAACCCAAAUAUGAUGAUGGACGAGGGCUAUGUUCCUUCAAAGAGACCUAAGAAGAAGAUCAAUGAUAUCGAAGAUUCAUCGCUCCGAAGACUAAAACAAGAAGUUCAAGCGCCUGUGGGCGACAUUGGUAUUGUCUUCACAGAUAUCAAGAGCUCUACCGCACUUUGGGAAACAUAUCCCAACGCCAUGCGAUCUGCAAUCAGACUCCAUAAUGAGGUCAUGCGCCGCCAAUUGCGCAUCAUUGGUGGUUACGAGGUCAAGACAGAAGGAGAUGCUUUCAUGGUAUCAUUCCCUACCGCGACAUCUGCUCUCCUUUGGUGUUUCGCUGUCCAAGCAGCAUUACUUGAAGUUAAUUGGCCUGCCGAAGUUAUAACGAGUCACAUGGGGCAUGAAGUUUAUGACAGCAAUCAAAAUCUGAUUUUCAAGGGUCUGAGCGUCAGGAUGGGCGCUCAUUGGGGUCGACCAGUGUGCGAGAAUGAUCCAGUAACGAGACGUAUGGACUAUUUCGGUCCUAUGGUCAAUCGAGCAGCUCGUAUUUCUGCCGUUGCCGAUGGUGGUCAAAUCACUGUAUCAGCUGAUUUUAUCUCUGAGAUUCAACGAUGCCUAGAGACAUACAGUGAAAGCGACCGCUCUGGGUCUACCGGCUCAGAAGAUGCUUUCGACAGCGAUCUUAUCAGUCAAUCAAUUCGUCGUGAGCUCCGCUCCCUAAGCAGUCAAGGGUUUGAGGUCAAAGACAUGGGAGAAAGAAAGCUCAAAGGAUUAGAAAAUCCCGAGUACAUCUACCUCAUGUAUCCACAUUCACUUGCUGGCCGAAUUCACUCCCAAAGAUCCCUGGAAGGGGAGGCGGCCGUCAUUACGGAGGAGCCUGCCACUCUUGCUCCUGAUUCGGAAUUGACCAUUGAUCCGGCCCAUGUUUGGGAUAUCUGGAAGCUCAGUCUAAGAUUAGAGAUGUUGUGCUCAACUCUGGAGGAACCUCGUGGAGAACCCUUGCAACCUCCUGAAACAGCAAUGCUUGAGAAGAUGAAAAACAGAGGCGGAGAGGUGACUGAUCGCUUCUUGCUAAACUUCUUAACUCAUCAAGUCUCAAGGAUCGAGACCUGCAUUACUGCAAUCGCUACGCGUCAUUUGGCGCUUGGUCAAAUAGCUAUCUCCGACCUCGACCAAUUACGUGCACCAAUGGCAGACGUUAUGGAAGGUCUUGCAGCUGACCUGCGAGAAUUACAGCAAUAUAGAGCUAGGUACGGUCCGUUGGAACCGCCCUCGGUAUACGAAUCUGAGGAUGACUUCGAAACCGUAUAA